Molecule: messenger RNA, 808 nt
Organism: Pseudonaja textilis
Lineage: Eukaryota; Metazoa; Chordata; Lepidosauria; Squamata; Elapidae
Source: RefSeq, a predicted model, not a curated record
CCAGCCGCUGCAUCCAGCGUGCAGCUUUCCGGAAAGACCAUCCCUCAAAAUCACUUCCAGCUCCUACGCCAGCAGCAGCAGCAGCAGCAGCAACAGGCAUCCGGACAGGUCCAAGUCCCCCAGAUCCAAGGCCAAGGCCAGACCCCGUCACAACCCCAGAUUAAGACCGUCGGCAAGAUUUCCCAGGAGCAGCUCAUCAAGUUCCAGAAGCAAAAAAUGCAGGCCACGCAACAACAGGCCUCCCAGCCCCAGGGAGCCCCCUCCGGAACGCAGCAGCAGGCAGCCCAGGUCCAGGUGCAGCAGCCACAGACGCAGCAGCUCACGGCGGUGGCGGCCUCCAGGCCAGGCGCGGUCCUUGCCGGCACCACAGUCACCGGCCUCCAAGUGGCCCGGUUGACGCGGGUGGCUGCUUCUCAGCUCCAAACCCAAAGCCAGAUCCAAGGUCAGACGCCUCAAGCAGCCCAAGUGGCUUUGGCCAAGCCCCCCGUGAUGUCCGUCCCGGUGGUAUCCUCGGCAGGGGUGACCGCCCUCCCCGUUACAGUCUCCGGGAUUAGCGUGGCGAUUGGGCAGCCUCAGAAAGCAGCAGGAGGGCAGGCAGUGAUGGCUCAGCCGCUCCACGUCCAGCAGUUUUUGAAGGUGAAACAAGCUCAGCACCACCAGGCGGCCCAGCAGAAGGUCAUCCAACCACAGGUGGCCCAAGGACAGGCAGGUGUUCAGCAGAAGGUCAGUCUCCCUCCUCCUCCAACCCCACUUCCCUUCUAGCACUGAUGAUGUUACCUAGUGGGGCCAUGAAACGUCUGCCAGAAAA